Panicum hallii is the source of this 3327-nucleotide messenger RNA. Its product is annotated as homeobox-leucine zipper protein ROC2. The transcript has 11 exons. Gene Ontology annotation, molecular function: DNA binding; DNA-binding transcription factor activity, RNA polymerase II-specific; lipid binding. The coding region runs from base 486 to 2843 and encodes 785 amino acids. Gene Ontology annotation, biological process: regulation of DNA-templated transcription. Lineage: Eukaryota; Viridiplantae; Streptophyta; Magnoliopsida; Poales; Poaceae. The record is from RefSeq and is a predicted model, not a curated record.
AAUAACUCCUUCCCCCCUUCUCCACAUUCUCUUCCACCUCCGUUCCCCUUUCUCCUCCUCCUCUUCCUCCUCCUCCUCCCUUCCUCUUCCAUGGCCGUUUAGCUCCUCAUCAGGAUCUCCCGGUCUCUCCACCUCUUGCUAGCUACCCUUCUGAGCUUGCACGCGGUAAAGGAUCGUUUCCAGAGCUGCAACUUGCAGGCAGACGACAUAUUGAGAGAUCAGAGUUCUAUUUUUGCAAAGCCACACACAUAUAUAGUUCUUCUGCUAGAUCUCACUGCCAGUCUCACAGCGAAGGUACUUGGGGCUUGUAGCUUAUCCCAAGAUCUGUUGCUAGUCGUGGUGUUGCUUGGCAGGCAAGGUAUCUCUAUAUAGGAAUAGGAUUAGCGCCUGUUCUUUGGCUGUGGAGGGAGUACCCAUGUGUCUGUGAAGAAAUGGCAAGGAGUGAGACGGCAAGAAUUUAGGGCUUGAGAGGUGGCGACAGGAGAAUGAUGAUCCCGGCGAGGCACAUGCCGUCGAUGAUCGGCCGGAGCGGCGCGGCGGCGGCGUACGGGUCCUCGUCGGCACUGUCACUCGGUCAGCCAAACCUGCUGGACAACCACCCGCAACUCCAGCAGGCGCUGCAGCAGCAGCAUCUGCUGGACCAGAUCCCGGCGACGACGGCGGAGAGCGGCGACAACAUGAUGCGCGGCGGCCGGGGCUCCGACCUGCUGGGGGACGAGUUCGAGAGCAAGUCCGGCAGCGAGAACGCGGACGGCGUCUCCGUGGACGACCAGGACCCCAACCAGCCGCCCAGCAAGAAGAAGCGCUACCACCGCCACACCCAGCACCAGAUCCAGGAGAUGGAAGCCUUCUUCAAGGAAUGCCCGCACCCGGACGACAAGCAGCGCAAGGAGCUGAGCCGGGAGCUCGGGCUGGAGCCGCUCCAGGUCAAGUUCUGGUUCCAGAACAAGCGCACGCAAAUGAAGAACCAGCACGAGCGGCAGGAGAACUCGCAGCUGCGUGCGGAGAACGAGAAGCUCCGGGCCGAGAACAUGCGGUACAAGGAGGCCCUGAGCAGCGCGUCCUGCCCCAACUGCGGCGGCCCCGCUGCGCUCGGGGAGAUGUCCUUCGACGAGCACCACCUCCGCAUCGAGAACGCGCGGCUCCACGAGGAGAUCGACAGGAUCUCGGCCAUCGCCGCCAAGUACGUGGGCAAGCCCAUGGUGUCCUUUCCUGUGCUCUCCAGCCCGUUGGCUGCCGCACGCGCGUCGCCUCUGGACAUCGGUGUGGGCGCCGCCGCCGCGUACGGCGGCGCUACUGACAUCUUCGGUGGUGUCGUCGCUGCUGGUGCCGCCGGGGAGCUGCUGAGGGGCGCUGCGCAGUCGGACGCCGAUAAGCCCAUGAUCGUGGAGCUGGCUGUGGCGGCCAUGGAGGAGCUGGUCCGGAUGGCGCAGCUGGAUGAGCCACUUUGGAACGCGCCGGGGAUCGAUGGAUCGAGCGAGACGCUGAACGAGGAGGAGUAUUCGCGCAUGUUCUCCCGCGGGCUCGGACCCAAGCAGUACGGCCUCAAGUCGGAGGCCUCCCGCGAUAGCAGUGUGGUGAUCAUGACACAUGCCAACCUUGUUGAGAUCCUCAUGGACGUGAAUCAAUAUGCAACUGUGUUCUCGAGCAUCGUGUCAAGAGCGGUGACGCUGGAGGUGCUGUCCACCGGCGUGGCGGGGAACUACAACGGCGCAUUGCAAGUGAUGUCAGUGGAAUUUCAGGUGCCUUCGCCACUGGUGCCGACAAGGGAGAGCUACUUCGUGAGGUACUGCAAGCAGAACGCUGACGGGACAUGGGCCGUCGUCGAUGUCUCAUUGGACAGCCUGCGCCCCGGAUCUGUCCUCAAGUGCCGGCGCCGGCCGUCUGGUUGCCUGAUCCAGGAAAUGCCCAAUGGCUACUCAAAGGUGACAUGGGUGGAGCACGUCGAGGUGGACGACAGGUCGGUGCACAACAUCUACAAGCUGCUGGUGAACUCGGGCCUUGCCUUCGGUGCACGCCGAUGGGUCGGGACGCUGGAUCGCCAAUGCGAGCGCCUUGCCAGCGUCAUGGCCAGCAACAUCCCGACCAGCGACAUUGGUGUGAUCACGAGCAGUGAGGGGAGGAAGAGCAUGCUGAAACUGGCUGAGAGGAUGGUGAUGAGCUUCUGUGGCGGCGUGACGGCCUCCGCGGCGCACCAGUGGACGACGCUGUCUGGCAGCGGGGCUGAGGAUGUCCGUGUCAUGACCAGGAAGAGCGUCGACGACCCGGGCAGGCCACCAGGCAUCGUUCUCAAUGCCGCCACUUCAUUUUGGCUCCCUGUCCCGCCCAAGCGUGUCUUUGAUUUCCUCCGCGAUGAGAGCUCCCGUAGCGAGUGGGACAUCCUCUCCAAUGGUGGCAUUGUUCAAGAAAUGGCUCACAUUGCCAAUGGCCGGGAUCACGGCAACUGUGUCUCGCUUCUUCGUGUCAAUAGCACGAACUCGAACCAAAGCAACAUGCUGAUCCUGCAAGAGAGCUGCACCGACUCGUCGGGCUCCUAUGUCAUCUAUGCCCCGGUGGACGUCGUGGCCAUGAAUGUUGUCCUCAACGGCGGCGAUCCCGACUAUGUGGCACUCCUGCCAUCGGGCUUCGCCAUCCUACCCGAUGGUCCAGCCAGGGGAAACAUGCAAGGCGAAGGUGGCGUCGGCUCAGGUGGGUCGCUCCUGACAGUGGCGUUCCAGAUACUAGUGGACUCUGUGCCCACAGCCAAGCUCUCGCUGGGGUCAGUGGCAACGGUGAACAGCCUCAUUGCCUGCACCGUGGAGCGCAUCAAGGCCGCGGUCUCCGGCGAGAGCAAUCCCCAGUAGCUUCGUUGAAUCAAAAAAUGUUCUUAUCCUCGUAUUGGAGGAGCAGCAAAUUUUAGAGCUUCAUCAGUGGGAAGUCAAGAACGCACCUCAGACUCUCCUUGCCAUGUGGUGCCCAUAGUUUGGGUUAUUUUUUUUGCCUAGCUAGUUUCUGCAAAAUUUCUGGAAACUCCAAGAAAUGAUUCAGUUAUCAAAGAAGAUGCGUCACCACUACGCAAGGGCAGUUGGUUCGGGUAUUGACUUCCUCUUCAUGUUGGCCUCUCGGAUGCUGCUACCUGUUAAUUUAGGUUUCUUGUCUUGUGGAGUACUAAACCAUAAUUUAAUUAGCCUGUAACUUGUGCUGUUGUUGCUUUUGUUCGGACUUUUCCAGUAUCCUGGUAGAAGUUCUAGAAUAGAGAUUUGUGUGCCUUUAAUUCUAUACUUUGUAGUGUUUCUGGUGUCCGGCCCCCAUUUCAAUCCCAAAUGUGCCAUGCGUGAUGUGCUUGCA